ACAGGCUCCUAUCUGCUCUAUAGAUCUAUGUUUGAAUUCGUUGGCAACAUGGCGUCUCCCGAAGUGCACGUCCGAAUAUGCGAGCAAGAAAUAUUAAAAUAUGACCUGGAAGUCAAGGCUCUCAUCCAGGACAUAAACGAGUGCAGAGGUCCUCAAAGCAAGUUGACGGAACUGAACGCUGACGUGAAAAAGAGUUUUCACAAUCUACGGCUGCGCAUACAAGAUUUAGAGCAGAUGGCGCUGGAGCAGGACAAAGAGUCUGAAAAGCUGGCCUUGAUUAAUCAGGUAGAGGGACACAGGAAACAGAUGCUGAGCAACCAGACUGCCUGGAGGAAGUCCAACCUGGCCAGCAAAUUGUCAAUCGACAAUAUGGAGAAGCAGGCGCUGCUUAGUGGAGCUGAUAGCGGCCCCAGGCAGAGGAAGAGCACCAAAGAAGGCCUGGCCCAGACGUCCCGUGACAUUACAAAGAAUCUGAUGAGCAUCAGUCGGAUGAUGGCCCAGCAGGUCCAUCAAAGCGAGGAGGCCAUGACCACACUAGCAACCUCAUCCAGGACCAUCCAGGAGACCAACGAGGAAUUUAAGACCAUGACAGGGACCAUUCAGCUGGGGAGAAAACUCAUCACCAAGUACAACCGCAGAGAGCUCACUGACAAACUGCUCAUCUUCCUGGCGCUGGCCCUCUUCCUCGCCACAGUCCUCUACAUCUUGAAGAAGAGACUCUUUCCCUUCUUUUGAGGAGCCAUCAGCACAUUCCGGUGCUUCCCCCAAGUGAGCGCAAAUGAUUUCAAACGUGUCUUCUUACCUCGACGGCUUCCGCUCACUUUCUCCUUUUACUAUGUUGAAGCAAAUACUACACGUCACCGGAUGAAUAGGUUUUAUUUUUCUACCAAAAAAAAAAAAAAAUGUACUUGUAGCGUAAUGUGUCCUAAGCUUCUGUUUGUGAGACUUCUCUCAAGCAGUGCCACCUGUAGUUAGUGUAAAAUCCACAAAUAUAUUUGACUAAAGAUUUGUUUUGUGUCAAAAUACAAAUGACCUUACGACAGCAUUAAUUUUUGGGCAACAGACUACUCCUGAAAAUAUAUUGGUCAUGUGACAAUGGUGGUCUCAAAAUUUCUUUUUCUUUUUUUUUUUUUUAAAUGCUUUACAGGAAAAGUCUGCAUUCCUACCAACUCUAAAUCCUCCCAUCAAGUAUGCACAAAUUAUAUAUGUAC
Syngnathoides biaculeatus (alligator pipefish) is the source of this 1211-nucleotide messenger RNA. Its product is annotated as vesicle transport protein SEC20-like. Gene Ontology annotation, molecular function: SNAP receptor activity. Lineage: Eukaryota; Metazoa; Chordata; Actinopteri; Syngnathiformes; Syngnathidae. Bases 28 to 735 code for a protein of 235 amino acids. Gene Ontology annotation, cellular component: endoplasmic reticulum; SNARE complex. Gene Ontology annotation, biological process: retrograde vesicle-mediated transport, Golgi to endoplasmic reticulum. The record is from RefSeq and is a predicted model, not a curated record. The transcript is spliced from 6 exons.